Thlaspi arvense is the source of this 1643-nucleotide messenger RNA. NCBI's taxonomy places the organism in Eukaryota, Viridiplantae, Streptophyta, Magnoliopsida, Brassicales, Brassicaceae. The record is from the annotation of a GenBank genome assembly.
AUGAGCAGAUUUUUGGCAUAAAAACCACAGAUCUAUACAGUCUGUCUGUCACAUUCUUCAAUAUCUGGUAAACUAUAUAUGGCAAAAUCAUGAUUCCUCGUGUAGAAUCCUCUAACGAAGGAAACAAAAUAUUACCUACUCUCUCUCUCUCGCUCUGGUUUUGCUCCUCUUCUUAUUAUUAUUUUUAUCACUUUAACGUCUUUAAGAGGGAAAUGAAUGCGCUUAUGUGGAGGUGGAGUCUCGCAGGACUCAUUCUCUUAAGCAUUCUUGCAAAUGGGAUGAUGGAUUUUGAUGAAAUGGAGUUUCUCAACGAUUUAAAUGAAACAAAGGUGUUUCAGAAAGAAAGUGAAUCAGGUGCUGCUAAUGUUCUAAUGGUAGGACUCACUCUCGUCCAAGCCGCUGCUGCUAAAGGAGCGGUGUGUCUGGAUGGGUCGGUGCCUGGAUAUCAUCUGCAUCGCGGGUGUGGUACAGGAGCAAACAACUGGAUCAUUCAGUUGCAGGGUGGUGCUUGGUGUGACAGCAUAGAAGAUUGUCAGAACCGUAAAAGGAGUAGUUACGGAUCGUCCACAUUAAUGGAGAAAGAGUUAGCUUUUAUAGGAAUACUAAGCAAUAAGACCGCUGAAAAUCCAGACUUUUACAACUGGAAUAAAAUCAAAGUCCGGUACUGUGAUGGCGCAUCCUUUAGCGGUGAUAGCGAAAACAAGGCGGCACAACUUCAAUUUAGAGGAAAGCGUGUAUUUUUAGCCGUUAUGGAAGAUUUGAUGGCAAAGGGAAUGUGCCAGGCAGAGCAGGUUUUGCUCAACGGAUGUUCUUCUGGGGGUCUUUCAUCGAUAUUACGCUGCGAUGAUUUCAAGAGUUUGUUUCCUCCUACCACCAACGUAAAAUGCAUGAGUGAUGCUGGCUUCUUCCUCGAUGCCGUUGAUAUAUCUGGAGAUCAUUCUUUAAGACGUAUGUAUUCUGGUGUUGUAAAGACCCAGGGUUUGCAAAACACGCUUCCUCGCACUUGUACAAGCCAUCUUGAUCCAACUUCGUGCUUUUUCCCUCAAAACAUAAUCGACCAAGUCAAGACCCCGUUGUUUAUUAUCAACUCGGCAUUUGAUUCGUGGCAGAUUGAAAAUAGUAUAGCUCCACCAUCUGCUGAUCCCAGCGGCAGUUGGCAUAAUUGCAGCUCCAGCUUUAGGUGCAACGCCUCUCAGGAGCAAUUCUUGGAAGGUUUCAAGAUGAGCAUGUUAAAUGCGGUAAAGACCUUUUUGAUGUCAAGCAAGAACGGAGUGUUUAUUAACUCACGUUGGGCUCAUUGUCAAGCGGAGAGACAAGAUACCUGGUUUCCUGGAAACUCUCAAGCGGGUGGAGAUAAGGGGAUUGCUGUAGCUGUUGGAGAUUGGUAUUUCGAAAGAGCAAAAAACUAAAGAUCUUAUUCAGAAAGGGAUUCUUCAUUUCUUUUUGAUAUAUCUUUAAAACCUCGGAAGCUUCCUUCUCGAAAAAUAAAGAAUACUAUUAAUUUAUUUGUAGAAUUAUCAGCAUGUCAACACGGUUUCCGAAUAUCCGAAUGUCGUUGUUGUUUUAAGAUAAUUUAAAUUUCUUUUCAUCAAAACAUAUAUAGAUAUAUAAGAAAAUAAAGUAUAGGAGAAGUUACAUGAGAG